GUGACAGGGCCCGGAAGCGGCUGUCCAGGAGGCUAGAAAACCAUGGCUAGGGGUCGGCGCUGAGGCUACGCGAGGUGGGCUGAGCAGGAGCGGGAGCCAGAGCCGGAGCCGGAGCCGGAGCGGGAGCCCGGGCCGGGCAGGGCCGACCGCUACCAUGUCCACACAGAGGCUUCGGAACGAAGACUAUCAUGACUACAGUUCCACAGACGUGAGCCCCGAGGAGAGCCCAUCUGAAGGCCUUGGCAGCUUCUCCCCCGGCUCCUACCAACGCUUAGGAGAGAACAGUAGCAUGACAUGGUUCCAGACCCUGAUCCACCUGCUGAAAGGCAACAUUGGCACCGGACUGCUGGGGCUGCCUCUGGCAGUGAAGAACGCAGGCCUCCUGUUGGGUCCUCUCAGCCUGCUGGUGAUUGGUAUCGUGGCCGUGCACUGCAUGGGUAUCCUGGUGAAGUGUGCUCAUCACUUAUGUCGUAGACUGAACAAACCCUUUUUGGACUAUGGGGACACGGUGAUGUAUGGACUAGAAUGCAGCCCCAGCACCUGGGUCCGGAACCACUCCCACUGGGGAAGGCGCAUCGUGGACUUCUUCCUCAUCGUCACUCAGCUGGGAUUCUGCUGUGUCUACUUCGUGUUUCUGGCGGACAACUUUAAGCAGGUGAUAGAGGCAGCCAAUGGGACCACCACCAACUGCAACAACAAUGUGACCGUGAUCCCGACGCCCACCAUGGACUCUCGACUCUACAUGCUCUCCUUCCUGCCCUUCCUGGUGUUGCUGUCUUUCAUCAGGAACCUGCGUGUGUUGUCCAUCUUCUCCCUGCUGGCCAACAUCAGCAUGUUCGUCAGCCUGAUCAUGAUAUACCAGUUCAUUGUCCAGAGGAUCCCAGACCCCAGCCACCUCCCCUUGGUGGCUCCAUGGAAGACCUACCCUCUGUUCUUUGGCACAGCGAUUUUUGCUUUUGAAGGCAUUGGAGUGGUUCUACCCCUUGAGAACAAAAUGAAGGACUCACAGAAAUUUCCAUUGAUUCUGUAUUUGGGGAUGGCUAUCAUCACUGUACUCUACAUCAGCCUGGGGAGCCUGGGGUACCUGCAAUUUGGAGCUAAUAUCAAGGGCAGCAUCACCCUCAACCUGCCCAACUGCUGGUUGUACCAGUCGGUGAAGCUGCUGUACUCCAUAGGCAUCUUCUUCACCUAUGCCCUCCAGUUCUAUGUCGCAGCUGAGAUCAUCAUCCCGGCCAUUGUGUCCCGAGUGCCUGAGCAUUUCGAGCUGAUGGUGGACCUUUGUGUGCGCACCGCCAUGGUCUGUGUGACAUGUGUGCUGGCCAUCCUCAUCCCACGCCUGGACCUGGUCAUCUCCCUGGUGGGCUCUGUGAGCAGCAGCGCCCUGGCCCUCAUCAUCCCGCCCCUGCUGGAGGUGGUCACCUACUAUGGAGAGGGCAUUAGCCCCCUGACCGUCACCAAGGAUGCCCUCAUCAGCAUCCUGGGCUUCGUGGGCUUCGUGGUGGGGACCUACGAGUCUCUGUGUGAGCUGAUCCAGCCAAGCCAUAGCGACUCCUCUACCAAUUCCACCAGUGCCUUCAUAUAAGGAUCUGGGUGUGCUCCCUCCACCAGCCUCACCCUGUGUGUCUCCCAGUAGUGUCCCCACAUCCUCAGGUAUAGUCCAGCCUCUGGAAAAAGGCAGGGUUGCUGCCUGGGCACUGCUCUAUCUGGCAUUGGACCCUUGGGUAACCUGGGCUAGAUGAGACUGAGACUGGGGGAGGGCGGGGAGCAGCCCCUCCACUUGUGAUGGUGCCGUCGCUGCUCUCCUUCAUCACGCCUCCUCCCUCGGCACUGCCCCCCCCGCCACCCCCCCGCCCCCCCCCCCCCCCCCCGUCUGACCAGCCACGCCUAAAUUAUUCCCAUUGCACAGCUCACUUUAUUUAAAAGGUAGUCUCUGGCUCCCGACAUUUUCUCCUUUCCUGGGCCAGGCCUAGAUUAAAUAAGUGGGGACUCUCAUGUUUUACAAAGCCAGGCCUCUUUCUCAUCAGGCUCCCAAAUGCUGUACCUCACUGUUCCACCCAGCUGAGUCCUGAGAGGGUUCUGGAUGCCCCCCCACCCCCAAUAGUUUACAGCCAGCCCUGAAUGCUGAAGGUUUCCAUCUGCUGUCUGACUUGGGGAACCCACAGGCCACGUCACCUCUUCUCGUUUCCUCUGUGUAGGUCACAGUGCUGCCCCUUGAUUUCUUUAAAGACAAUGAGACACUGCUCAGGCUGGAGGUAUUUACGGUGUAUUUAAGCUUAGGGUUCAGGCUCUUGACUUCAGACCUGGCAUCACAGCUUCAGCAGCUUGGCACUUGGCUUCUCCUUCCACUAAGACACCUGCUCCAGGGGACCUUGGAUAUGCCCUCCGCCCUGCCCUCUUGGCCAUUUUGUUGUUUGUUUGUCUGUUUUGUUUUUGUUUUGUUUCCAGACAGGGUCUCAUGUCACCAGAGUUGGCUUUGAACUUGCUUGCUGUGUAGUCAAGGAUGACGAUGGGCUCUCAGUUCUCCUACCGUUGCCUCAAGUAUGGAGGUUACUAGCAUGAGCUGCCACUCCCAGCUGGCUCAGAGACCUCAAGCAGAUCAUGUGAGCAUGCACCGCCUCUGGAAGCCCCAUGCUUCUGUGGACUUCCAUUCAUGAGACUGACUCCAUAUGGGCACUCGGAAGUACUCGUGUAUACAAGGCUAAGGACGGGGCGCAGUUCCUCUUCAUAGACACUACGCACAAGGGUCAUUGUUUACAGUUCCUGGGGAGAGAGCAGAAUCCCUGCCUUGCCCCAAGCUGCCUCUGUAUCCUGGGCUUCCAAGGAACCACUAAACACUAACUGUGGCCCAUACCUGCCCCUAUUAUGCCUCUCACAGAGUCACCUGGCUUCUAGGUCAGUCAUCUUAGGGUGUGCCUUUAGAGGCCACUGAGAGUCCAUGACUUGCCACUGCUCCCCUGUUGAUGUCAGGAUUCCCAAAGGACAGCUGUUGGCUCUCCAUCUCUGGGUUAUGUGUGUGUGUGUGUGUGUGUGUGUGUGUGUGUGUGUGUGUGUGUGUGAUAGUGAACACGUGUGCAUGCACACAUAUGCACACUACAGAGCGGUUUGUGUCUCCUCUCUGGUUACCAGGCUCUUAACUACAGAUAGGAUUUGCCUUGAAACUCGAGUUAGAGAAAGAAGCAAGAAUUUAUCAGAGUGCUGCUUUUGUGUUUGACAGAAGCUAGUGGCCCAACCUUGCAGCCAAGCCCCUUCUCGCUGUUCUGUCCAGAGCCUGCUGCGUGACUUCUAGGUCACAGGAUGGGAAGGAUGGUUUCUGGCUACAGCAGCCACUGUCCUUAGCAGCGUUGCUAGGAGUAGCCAUUGCUGUCUUGGCCCCGAGGAGAGCAAUGCUUUUUUCCCUUUCUGGCAUCAGCAUCCCCACAGGUGCUUAUGUGGCCUGGUUCCAGCUGGGACUCACAGACGCCUUGCUUUCUGAAGUCUCAGGCUGGAAAGUGACCAAAGUAGGUUUAGACGCUGGCCAGCAACCCAACUGUGGGCCAGGCUCUCUCUUAGAAGCCACCUGAGCUUGGCUUCCUGGGUGGGAAGAAAGUCUAUUCUGAACUUUUACAGGCGCUCCUACCCAGGUCUAGACCCAUUGUCCAAGGCCAGCUACUCUUCAGGGCCCCUGGCCUGACACGGUGUGGUGUGCCUUCUGUAGCAUUUGGCUGAGGGCAGCUUCCUUGGUACCUUGGUAUGGCCCACAUCUUUUGACCUCUUGCUAUACUCCUGAGGUACUGUCAGUUUGGUGACCUGACUCUUUGAGCAAGGUCAGGGCCUUUCUGGAUGGACACCAGGAAGCUGCUAAGCACAUAGUGCCAGGCGCCACACACAGCCCAGGCGCCCACAGGAGCCCUGAGUCAGAGCCCUCCUGACCCCUCCCACUGUCAGUUUGGAGCCAGAUGGCCCCCGGUGGGAAAACAGAUAAAUGGGAGCUUGGGCAGAACAAUAUAGACAAGGCUUGUGGAAACUAAGCCUGAAUCCAGAUGCCCCAGAGGCAGACAUGCCCCAUCCUUGCCAGCCCAUUCCUUGUCUGUACCCAAAGUCAGAGGCCAGUUAUCGAAAACUUGAAUGUGAGCACUUGCUGGGAAGCAUGUGAUCUAGCCCGAGCAACCCACCGUGCCCUUAGCUGUGGCAUCACUUGUGCUGCUGUCUGGGUCGGGAGAGGUAGAGGUUAGCUUAGGCCCACCUGUCUCACCUCACUAGCCACACCUAUGGGCAGGUGCUCCUGUCUGCUCUCUUCCCCUGGAAGUCUUGUGCUAAGUGUGAUCAGUGGUCUGAAGCUAGAUCCCAGAGCCUGUCCUUAGGCUGUCUCAUCCUCAGAUUUCUCCCUCCCGUCAGUGUCUGCUCUUUGGAUUCCAUUGUUUCACUUGAUCCUUCCAGGAAGUGCAGAGCUCAGAUCAUGUUUACAGCACUCACUACCCCCUUCUAAUGCCCGCCCGCCCACCUGCCUGCCCGACAAGGGCUCUGGACAAGGGUUUGCUUUCCCUGCUAGCCAGCCCCAGCCACCAUUCCCACUGGCACACUGAGGCUUUCUGGGGCCUGAUAUGGGAACCAGACAGAGUGGUCGGACGUGGCAAUCAGGAGGGUGGCGCCAAGCUGGCUUGAGAAUUUAAUUUUCCAAAGUACAUUACAAAUCAGAUACCAUUAGGGGAAAGCGGGCCAUGUGGCUCAUCUUUGAAACUGUGGUCAAUACUUGAAGGCACUUUAGUCCUGCUGGCCGCGCCAGCUUCCGUCUGGCCGGUGUCUUCUUUUUCUGUGUGUCCCGAGCCAUUCACUGGUCAGAGACAUUAAACCGUGCUCAUAAGCAGUUAUCAAAAAAAAGCAGCAGAAAAUGAGGCUGGAAGGAGCCUGGUGUUUACCCUGUUCUUUGGUUUAAAUCAAGCCGAUGUUGAAGAAGCUGGAAUUUUUUUUUUAUGAAUAAUAAAAUCCCACGUCUAUAUCGUAAAGCUGUCAGUAUAUGUUGAAAUCAAGGAACGAGAGAACUGCCCUACAGAGAGUCUUAACAGCCAGACAGUACCGUGUGCUGGCGCCUACCUGGAUGUGCAUUGCGUACACGCGUGGGGCAUGUCAGAGCUUCAGAUGUGCAUUGCGAACAUGCAUGGGUCAUGUCAUAGCUUCAGAUGUGCAUUGUGUACAUGUGUGGGUCAUGUCAGAGCUUCUAGGUCUCAUUUGGGUUGCACAUAUGGAUCUUGUGUUAAAUUUCCACUUCAAUAAAUGAAUUUUAUUUUUUAUUUUUGA
Messenger RNA from Mus musculus (house mouse), 5274 nucleotides. RefSeq names its product solute carrier family 36 (proton/amino acid symporter), member 1 (gene Slc36a1). Gene Ontology annotation, molecular function: ABC-type taurine transporter transporter activity; alanine transmembrane transporter activity; proton transmembrane transporter activity. Gene Ontology annotation, biological process: taurine transmembrane transport; alanine transport; neutral amino acid transport. Lineage: Eukaryota; Metazoa; Chordata; Mammalia; Rodentia; Muridae. The transcript is spliced from 11 exons. Gene Ontology annotation, cellular component: lysosomal membrane; lysosome; endoplasmic reticulum. Bases 155 to 1582 code for a protein of 475 amino acids. The record is from RefSeq and is marked validated.